Messenger RNA from Magallana angulata, 357 nucleotides. RefSeq lists its product as uncharacterized. The transcript is spliced from 3 exons. The coding region runs from base 1 to 357 and encodes 118 amino acids. The record is from RefSeq and is a predicted model, not a curated record. NCBI's taxonomy places the organism in Eukaryota, Metazoa, Mollusca, Bivalvia, Ostreida, Ostreidae.
AUGACGAAAUAUCGUAAACAAGGAUUUAAGUCGGCAGGGAAUGCAGCCAGGUAUUCUAUAGUGACAUCUGCACAGAAUCUGCGCUGGGCCAGACUGAAAAGACCCCCUGAUCACGAUUAUAUCUGCAGUGAUAUCGGUCCAGAUUUAUCACAUGUAGAAAGAGAGGAAGAAGUUGAGUCUGCUGAUACCAAGGAAUGCAAAGACUGGAGACUAGGGAGACGGAUAGUUGAGCUAGAUGUGCUAGCUAAAGGACUGAGUGCCUGUGGGAAGUCUGGCUUGCCCCUCAAUUUAGACCACACUAAGGAAAUCCAGACUUAUGGUCUGGGGUCACUUUUAAAUACUCAAAACAUAUGUUGA